AUCUCCUCAUUCCUCGCUCAUUGCUCGUACGUAGCUUACGCGUUUCGUGUUACGUUAUACCAGUGUACGUGUUCAGUGACCCUCGAGAUGAAAGCCAUAACGGCGAUGUGCGCGACCGGAGCCUCGGUGCCAGCGAUCGCAGGCGGUCGAGUGCAGCGGCACCGCGACGGCGAGAACGCAGAGAUACAGAUGUACCUUUCCAAGCUCCAGGACUUGGUGCCCUUCAUGCCGAAGAACAGGCGUAUCUCAAAGCUGGAGGUGAUACAACACGUGAUCGACUACAUCUGCGACCUGCAGUCGGCGCUUGAGAACCAUCCCGCCGUUGGGCAGUUCGACGCAGAGGCCGCGCUGGCGCCCUGCUCCCCAGCACCAGCUUCCGCGCCCCGGCCGCGCCGUCGCCCGCUCGGUGUGCGCUCUGCGCCUAACACAAUCCUGAGGACGCAGCCCUCGCAGCACCACUCCACACAUACGACUCCUGAGAAACAAGACCAGCCGGACAGGCCGAUGUCGUGCUAAAUGACGCUUAGGUUAAUAAGGACAUUAUUAUUUAUGGUGAAACGUGAACGUCGAGGGACGAAGCGCCGAGGGCCGGGGCGGACCGGCACAGCGGCGGCCCCGCGCCACUUCCAGUGAACAUCGUCUCGCGAUGAUAUCCUAAUGCGAUCUCGUUACGAUCAAUAAACUACGUUAAUUUAAUUAAUCUGUGGCAUUACACGAAGACUUGAGCAUUGCAAUGCAAUGACGGCGGUUGCGGCCGCUUGUUUUGUUGAUAGCCUUUCUUUUUUUGUACAAAGCUUUACUAGUUCUUAGAGGGAUGGACGUAAACAAAUUUGUAAAUAUGGAGUGGUUUGUGGAACAUCUACAGUUAUCGCCACCUAUAUAUCGCUAUAUUUUGUAUCAAACAACAAUGAAUGUAAUCUUGAGGACAUAUUACGAGUAUUAUGUACAUGUUUAGUAUGUUUUAUUUUAUUUUCUAUUUAAAUCACUUCUAGGUCUUUAGUUUCUAAACGAUGCUUCCAUUUAUAUCAAAGACGUGAAUCGAUUUAAAGUCGAUUUACUUAUUAUAUUAUUUAAGUUGAUUAAAUUCACGAGUGUGAUUUUGCAUGGCGAUUUUGUUGCUAUUAGAGUUAUAGGAUUAUUUGUAUGCUAGUGCUGGACGCAAGAGUUCUUUUUUAACUUAAAUCUUGCGCCGGGUACGAGUACUGUACAUAUUGUAUGUAAAGUGAAGAAAUUAAUGAUUAUAUAAAAAAAAUUAAAGGCAAAUUAUCGAUUUGAAACUAUUAUGAUUUUAUUUUGAAUUUAAGGGAAAAAUGCUUUAAUUAUCUUAUAUAAUUCUUAUUAUGGCGUAUUAUGAUUUUAAUAGACUGUUAUAGUUUUAGUUAUUGAAUGAUGCGUAGCGUGUCGGGCAAAUUGUAUCGUUGAAAUGGUCGGGUGUGAUGAGAGUGGUAGGCUGACCUACGCCUGCCACCUCACCAUCGCCUCACCACAAACACGUCACAAACUGUAUAUCUGUAUAGACGAUACUUUACGAUUCGUUAUCAGUAAUUUCAUCUUUGUUUCGAUUUUGAAUCUUUGCACUGAUUUUUUACAAAUGAAAACUACUAUAUUAAUCAGAACAUCUAAAAAUAAAAAAGUAUUUAAAAUUA
Messenger RNA from Papilio polytes (common Mormon), 1646 nucleotides. It is a transcript of the gene emc, whose product is annotated as protein extra-macrochaetae. Lineage: Eukaryota; Metazoa; Arthropoda; Insecta; Lepidoptera; Papilionidae. Gene Ontology annotation, cellular component: nucleus; cytoplasm. The coding region runs from base 88 to 516 and encodes 142 amino acids. The transcript has 2 exons. The record is from RefSeq and is a predicted model, not a curated record. Gene Ontology annotation, molecular function: protein dimerization activity; transcription regulator activity. Gene Ontology annotation, biological process: negative regulation of transcription by RNA polymerase II; circadian regulation of gene expression; cell differentiation.